AUGGUUAACUCAACUGAGACUCGCAAGACCGGCCUUUUUGUAUUUAUGCUUUUGAUGCUUAUAUCAGGCACAUGUGUUACAAUAACUGUGAAGUUUAUGGAUAUGCUAAAAGUCAACGGUAAAAGCUUUAAUCAUCCCUACUUCCAAACGUUUUCCAUGUUCAUUGGUGAAUUCAUGUGCCUUAUUGUUUAUUUUUCUCUUAUAAAUAAAAUGGCAUCCGUACGAGUGAAAUUAGCUCCACUAAUUUUCUCUCCCUUAAGCAAUUUUAUUUAUGGGGUUGGGUUUUCUUAUGAGAACUUCAGUGCAGCGACAGCUGUUAACUCUGGCAGAUAAGCUGAUGUACUGCUCCAAGUACAUUAAGAGGCUCGAAGUUUUACCUCUCAGCACGCCUGAGAAGGUGACCCUUAGGCGGAACACGCGCAGGAGCUGAAUCAAGGAAGGCAAGGCAAAUUAACCCGUCGAAGCCGGAAAGCUGCAUUUUGCUCGUGCCCUGGCGCAACAAAGUGGAUCGAUCUAGAGGUCCAUCGGUCCGACACGUGGACAAAUACGGUGAAAAACUCUGGAAACGGCUACCCCGUAGUGGACGUUAAACGUGAUAGAUAAUAAUGUAAUAAUAAUGUUUAUUUUUCUCUUAAAUUCUUGAGUAGGCCUCGAAAUAACUCUCAGCUCACUGAGUCUUUAAUUGAAAAACCAAACAGAUCAGGCUCCUUAGCUUGGCUAACAAUUCCUGCGAUUUUCGAUAUCUGUGGCUCUACCAGUAUUUUAAUUGGGCUUUCCUUUUCAACUCCCUCAGUUUAUCAGAUGCUAAAAGGAUUCUUGCUUGUUAUCGUAGCUUUAUACUCUGUUAUAUUUCUUAAAGCUUCGCUGAAUUUAAAUCAAGUACUGGGAAUCUCUAUAAACUUUGUAGGAACUGUGAUUAUUGGAAUUGUUUCCGUAGCUUAUAAAGCACCAUCUGCGGAAAAUCCACUGCUUGGGAUAUUUUUCAUUAUGCUAGGAGAACUGUUUUCAGGAGGUUUUGUGGUGUCUGAAGAAAUGAUAUUUAAAAAAAUCAAAGUAAACCCACUUUUAGCGGUAGGAAUUGAAGGCUCGAUUGGAUGCUUACUCCCCCCCAUCCUUGAUAGAAGGAUUAACUGUAAAAAUUCCUAAAAAUUGGGAAAAUUAGCCCCAUCCUUCAUCGAGCAAUUUUCAUAUCAUGCAAAUUUUUAUAUAUAUAAAGAUAUAUUAGUUAUCAAAAGCUUGGGAGAUGUGCCUAAUCAAGUUGUUGUCAGAGGCUUUAAAACGACAAAAAGCUAUGGAAUCAAUCAUCCGAAGUGCUUUAGUCAUAAAUCUAGGCUUAAAAACUUAAUAAUCUAAAAAAUCGAGGUUCUUUAAAAUUUAAAAAAAAAAAAUUUAAUUCAAUAAGAAAUAAAUUAAAAUUUAUACAGUUUAAAAGGUAACCAAAAAUUCAAAAUAUAAAAAAUUGGUAUUCUUAUGAAAUUGAUUCAUUUUUUCGCUGUAAUAAUAAUUAUUAAAUACUCUUAGCCCUCUUAUUUAAAAGUAAAUAAAAAAUUAUAUAUAUAUAUUAUUUAUUUUAUAUAUAAAAUUUUUUACCUAAAUUUUAUUUUAACCCCCAUCCUUGAUCGAAUUAUGCGAGCCAUUCGAUCAAGGAUGGGGGAGUUAGUCUAUAUAAUAGCACUUCCAAUCCUUUAUUUAAUUCCUUGCGAUUAUGAGGGGAUUUGCAAUAAUGGAAGAGUAGAAGAUGCUUAUACUGCUAUCUUAGGGUUAUUAAGUAAUAACACUUUGGCUCUUAUAUGAAUCUGCUCAAUGGUUUCUGUUGCAGUAUUCAAUUGGAGUGGAAUCAGCACCACUCAAAAAUCAAGUGCGCUUACGAGAGCUAUAAUUGAUGCAAGCAGAUCUUUAUCAGUUUGGCUUGUAAGCAUGAUACUACAUUGGGAAGAAUUUUUGCCUCUUCAACUCUUAGGAUUUUUGCUUAUAAUGCUAGGAACAAUUAUAUACAACAGCUCCGUAAACUGGCUGAAGAAAAAUAAAGAAACUUGUACAAUUAGUUAA
Molecule: messenger RNA, 2049 nt
Organism: Blepharisma stoltei
Lineage: Eukaryota; Ciliophora; Heterotrichea; Heterotrichida; Blepharismidae
Source: the annotation of a GenBank genome assembly